GUUAGCCAUGGUUAUGUGCGUUGUAAAGAGCUGUGAUAGUAAGUCGAAGGUGUACUCUGCCAUCAUGUUUCAUAGAAUUCCAACGAAGAAAAAGGAACGAAAGAAUCAAUGGUUGGCUGCUCUGAACAUAGAUCUCAAAACACCGGUAGAAUCAAUCAAGAAAUGGCGUGUUUGCUCAGAGCAUUUUGGACCAGAUGACUACGUGGAAAACAUGGACAGUGUUACCCGUCCCACGGUACAGCGUCUAAAGGAUAUGGCCAUCCCAACAAUCUUCAGAGUACAGACAGGACCAAGUGGAUCAUCACCCAUGGCUGGUGAGCUUGGUGACGUACUGCAGGAUCUACCUGAACAUGAGGAUUCCUUCAGCCUUUUUGCCGGUGUACCACAGUCAACCCCUCAGAAAUCAAGACCUGCAAAAGAACUUCCAGCGGAGUUCAAAGUUCCGUUACCUAGUCCUGCACCGACAGUGACGUGCACAAAGCCAUUUGCUGCCCUGGCACCCACAUGGACACAAUUGGAAACACACACAUCAUCUGUAAUGGACAUCAGUUCAACAUCAGCCUUGGACAUCAGCAUGUGUUCAGAGCCUGCUGCUGAUACCAGUUUUGCUCCAUUCACAAGCCCCUCCACCUCUACCACAGGUAGCACUUCAAGCAGCUCUGAACAUCCCAGAGGAUGGAAGGAGAGAAAGUGGAUUGUGAAUGAGUCAAAACUCAUGGAGCUAUUCCAGAAAUGCUACACUUGUGGAGCUCUGAUGUCCGAGGCAGACCAGACCAUAAAAACAAUUGGUAGCCGAAUCACCGUGAGCUGGAAAUGCAACAACGGACAUACUGGACAUUGGGAAUCAUGUCCAAACACACAUGGAAUGCCGGAAAACAACCUACUAGCAGCAGCUGCCACACUCUUCACUGGUGCAACAUUUACAGACAUCGCUGACUGGGCUGGGCUCUUGAACUUGCAGCUGCCCCAAAAAACAACAUACUCCAACAUACAGGCAAGCCACCUCAUUCCGGUGAUUGAAGCAGCAUACAAGAAGCAGGAAGAUGUCAUAAAAGCGCGACUAAUUUGCCAGACUCAGGAUGGUGAGGGAGUGCAGCUCUGCGGAGAUGGGAGGAGUGACCGCUCAAGCCAUUCAUGCAAAUAUACAACCUAUUCCUUCAUGGAUGACUCCUCCAAUCAGGUAGUUGUUUUUGAUCUGGUUCAGGCGUCCCAGGCCACGAGUUCCAUAGCAAUGGAACCAAUGGGGUUCAGGAAAGGGCUGGAGAAGCUCUUGGAUGAAGAUAUUGACAUCAAAGUGGUCACAACGGAUAGACAUCCAUCCAUCAGAAAAUUGAUGAGAGAGGAGUAUCCUAACAUCAUAAAUCAGUUUGAUCCAUGGCAUGUGGCAAAAGGAAUAAUGAAGAAGCUGGUUUCUGCAUCCAAUCGGAGGAAUUGCAAAGAACUUGCCCCUUGGGUGAAGAGUGUGAGCAACCACAUGUGGUGGAGCUGUUGCUCAUCCAAGGGAGAUGCAAUGGAAUUGCACAGACGAUGGAAAUCAAUACUCCAUCAUAUCUCAGGGGUUCAUCGCUGGGAGGAAAAUGGCAUGGAGUACAAAUGCUACCAUAAAGAGCUGACAAGAGACCAGCAAAGGAUGAAGAAAUGGUUGUCAGUGGACUCCCCAGCCUACAAAGCCCUGGUUGAAAUAGUGAUGGAUACACGUCUACUGAAAGAACUGGAGAAAGUGACACUUUUCAAACACACAGGACAACUCGAGGUCUUUCAUAAUGCCCUGCUGAAAUACUGUCCAAAGCGUCUACACUUUGAAUAUGCAGCUAUGCAGGCACGCACAAUGUUGGCCAUUAUGGACCACAACAAAAACUACACUACACAGCAAGAACAGGCAACAACAGCAGCUGGCCUCCCAAGACACAAUGUUGUCUUUCAAAGACAGUCUAAGCAGUGGAUUGGCAGACCCAUCUAUACGAAGACGACACAAACAUUCAGAAAUGGUCUCAUGGAGGGAGUGAUUGAAAGAGGACUGGAUCCCACAGUCAAAUUCAAAGACUCGUCAUCCCAUGUCAGAAGCCCUCAUCUGGCAGCUAACAUCGCCUUACAGCCAAAACCCAGCAAGGGAGAUGUCCUAAGGGACUACACAUCAAGGUCAAAUGUCUAUCAGAGAAGCUGUGAUUGUCAUCUGUAACUCAGAAUGAACACAAACAUGCUAGCUCCCCAUAGACCUUGUAACUUUCAGGAUACACUGGGACUUUCCAUCAUGUAUAGGUCAAUAUCAAAGAAGCGUUUGUCCAUGUCCCUUGAAUGGUUGUCCACCCUGUCGUAUUGGGGAAUCCGUCCCUUUAAGAAAAGGCCAUCCCCUUUAGUGACAUCAGGACAACAGAUUUUUUGUCUCUUCAGUGGCGGGAAUUUCAACCGCUGAGGUGAGCAAGUUGGUGACUUUUCAAUUGACAUUUUCUUCGUAUGAGUUUGCUUACUUGUUUUUCCCAAGCUUAACAUGUCCACCCUGUCGCCAUAAAAUAUGCCAGAAGUGAUUAGAAUACAGUAUUUUCAAAAUAUGUCAGUUUAAAUAUACCAAAUUCUCUUCAACAACCAGACUAACUAUUUAGCUAGUCACACUUUGUUGUAAGCUAAUUGUGUUAAUUGAAGAUCAAAAUGUCCACCCUGUCGGCCACUUAGACAUGACAGGGUGGACACAGCAUUCAUUUGUAGAUAACAUUGCAAUUUAUAGAAAUUUAAUAUUGUAAGUUAUAGAAAGAUCUGCUGUAGAUAAUAUUUAGUAAUUUAUAAAAACAUAAAAUCAUUGCUCUUUCUCAGGACCUGCCUCUGAGUGCACGGCAAUACAGAAAACGUCGGGAUGCAAACCCCGAACGAAGAGAAGCAUACCUUAACCCUUGUAUGGUGUUCGGGUCUGUGGGGCCCAUUUUCACUUUUUUUUUUAAAAAGAAAAAUUAUACAAUUAAUUUUUUUUUUUCAAACUCAUACUCAUUGGCCUUGGCUUCUCAUACUCAUUGGCUGAUAUAUGUUCUUCUGUGAAGAACAUAUAUCAGAACAAAUUUUCAAUGACCACACACUGUAAACCAUAUAUACCAGUACACACACACUUAUAUUGCAUACAGGAUGUUUGGGUAUAAUCAGGCCCGGCUCUACGGGGGGGCCUGGCCCACCCAAUCAGAAGCUUGGCCCACCCUGGCCCCACACAUAACAGCCAAUCACAAAAUUGUUGUGAUAUUCAAUUGAGGUUCAUAUAUUUUUUUUCUUUUUCGUUUUCUUACCGCCCACACCACAUACGUGCUAAUACUGUAUUUUACAGCUAAUACAGGGAACCGCUAUCAACAUGCGCGGAAUUGAAAUCCUUUUGCAUGAGCGCUCGCGCCUUUUACUUUCACUUUCGAUUUGGCAAUCACGCGUACAGUGCUCUGUGUAAAGGGAGAACAUCUUACAAGAUCAGAUAUUUGUCAAUGAGCUAAGAAUCUGUUGAUGCAUGGUUUCGUCAGUCUCAGUGGUGUAGUGCAGGGUAUAUUCAGGUAUACGGGAUAAGCCGGCUUUGCGUAGCCUAUACCUACUUCUAAAUACCCUCUGAUGCGCAUUCAGUGGUGUCUCGCAUUAGCCAAAAUAAUGACAGUCCACCACAUGAUUUGCUAAUCAAAUCGUCUGUGAAUAAAUGCAAAUAUUCCCUAAAAACACCCAGUAAUGCGGUCAGGACGCUCCGGCUUCCCUUUAAAUAUGAUUGAUGAUUGCGCCCGCGCCUGCUUUGUCCCGAGACAAGAUGCUGACAGAGAUGCUGCCUCUUCAACAACAACAACUUCGAAUAAAGACAGCCAAAGUGAACACUCUUUAAUAACAGAAGCAGUGCUCAAUUACGCAUUAACUCCGUUACGCAUUACCGGCACUUUUAUAUUUUGAUCUUUAUCGCUUAGAGUCAGAGCGUAAGUGUCAGGGUAAUUAGAAAUGAUACUAUAAAAAUCAGACUACCCAGGAGGGGGCACCGUGAAUUACCUCUCAUCUCGACAAAUCAUGUGAAUGCAAGCAGAGUCGGUCUGGGGCGUGAGAGUCACGGGAAGUGCGCAAAGUGGCAAAAUAAUAAUUAAUUAUUGAUUUCUAAUUGGAAUCAGUACAUUAUAAUAUGAAAAGAAAAAUCAAAAGGACCAGGUUUUUGCGAUCAGAUAUUUUUUAAACCGGUAAACUCCUGUAAACUUUUCAGUCCAAGGAUCCAGUAAAACUUUGGCUUUCCUGUAGCUCAAAUAGUAGAGCAUGGCGCUACCAACGCCAAGAUCAUGGGGUUUGAUUCCCAGGGAAAGCAAGAGCUGAUAAAAUGUAAAAACUGUAACUUGAAUGCAAUGUAAGUCGCUUUGGAUAAAAGCGUCUUCUAAAUGCAUAAAUGUAAAUGUAAAACGAACGCGUUCAAACAGUAAGUUUAAAACAGCUCUAAUACAGAGAAAACCCGAGAUCAGAGAUUGCGGAGAGUCGUUUCAGCUUGGCUUAAAAGCACGAGUUUUUUAUAAUGGAUUUUUUUCACUAUAUAUAAAAAUUGUAAAUGGUAUUGGGGGGUUACAUUUGCCCGUCACUGCCAUGAGAGAAACAGUCAGUCAAACUUAGGAAUAUGCACAAUUCUGGAUAAAUUUAUCACUUUUUUUUUUUUUUUUUCAAAUAGAGAUCAUAUUCUCCUAUGAUUCUCAAUAGACAACUAAACAAAUAGCUUGUAAUUUACUAGAGGUUCUGACAAAAUGUUAAUUGCUGCGGUCUAUUUAAUUUUUAAAAUUUGAAUCAUGUAUUGCAAAAUUUGCACCUCUGUUGUGGCUAAUAUUAAUUUCAUAAUUAUCCUUACUCCGUGAAGUAGCAAAGUUAAGUGAAAAUGUGCAAGUCUUAAAUGUCACAGUUUAUAAUAUAAGGCAUUCAUCCUUUCACUUUAAAAAAAA
This is a messenger RNA of Onychostoma macrolepis, 4910 nucleotides long. RefSeq lists its product as uncharacterized. NCBI's taxonomy places the organism in Eukaryota, Metazoa, Chordata, Actinopteri, Cypriniformes, Cyprinidae. The record is from RefSeq and is a predicted model, not a curated record. The coding region runs from base 8 to 2179 and encodes 723 amino acids. The transcript has 8 exons.